CAGUUCCAGAGACUCUUUCCCCAACUCCAGCCCCCACCACCCUGCAGGUGCAGUGGGCUGGCACUUGGCUGUGAAACUGGAGAGAGCUGGUUUGAGUUUGCACUUUAGUUCCUGUCAGGAAGGGAGCUCUGAGAUCUGAGUUAAUCCCAGCGCUAAGGAUGUCUCAGUUGCUCUGGCCUUUUGUGAGAUUCCUGCUUCUGAUUGAAGUGGCAGCCUCCGUGAACUUUUUCCACCACCGCUAUGAGCAGUUGGUGGAGGCCCUGUUCAAUGUGCACAACGAGUGUCCCGAUAUCACCAGGAUUUACACUAUUGGCCGCAGUGUCCAGGGGAGACAUCUCUACGUCGUGGAAUUCAGUGACAACCCUGGAAUCCAUGAACCCUUGGAGCCAGAGUUCAAGUAUGUUGGGAACAUGCAUGGGAACGAGGUUCUGGGCAGGGAGCUGCUGCUCCAGCUCUCUGAGUUCCUGUGUGAGGAGUAUCGCCGGCGGAACGAACGGAUCACACGGCUCAUCUGGGACACACGCAUCCACAUCCUGCCCUCCAUGAACCCAGACGGAUAUGAAGUGGCUGCCAACCAGGACCCGGAUGCCAUUGGGUACCUGACGGGCAGGAACAAUGCCAACGGAGUUGACUUAAACCGUAACUUCCCCGAUCUCAACACUUUCAUGUACUACAAUGAAAAAAAUGGUGGCCCCAAUCACCACAUCCCUCUUCCAGCCAACUGGAAAAGCCAGGUGGAGCCAGAAACACUGGCUGUGAUUCACUGGAUGAGCCGCUACAACUUUGUCCUCUCAGCCAAUCUCCAUGGUGGAGCUCUCGUGGCGAAUUACCCCUACGACAAAGCCCAGGAGCAGCGGAGCCGGGGCUAUCAGCGGAAAAGCAACACCCCAUCCCCCACGCCUGAUGACAAGCUGUUCCGGAAGCUGGCCAAAGCCUAUUCCUACGCCCAUCACUCGAUGCACCAGAGCCCAACCUGCGGAGACCAGUUUGCAGACGGCAUCACCAAUGGGGCCUCCUGGUAUUCUCUCAGCAAGGGCAUGCAGGACUUUAAUUAUCUUUACACCAACUGCUUUGAGAUCACUCUGGAGCUGAGCUGCGAUAAAUUUCCACCUCAAAAGGACCUGGAGAAGGAGUGGCUGGCCAAUCGUGAGGCGCUCAUCACCUACUUAGAGGAGGUUCAUCAGGGUAUCAAAGGACUGGUGUCCGAUGAGAACAACAAUGGGAUUGCAGGUGCUGUGAUUUCUGUCCAUGGGAUCGGCCACUAUGUCACUUCUGGUGAUCAGGGGGAUUAUUUCCGGUUGCUGCUGCCUGGCACUUACACCAUCACUGCCUCAGCGGAUGGGUAUCGACCACAAACGGUGACCAUAACAGUUGGCCCAGCCGGGCCUUCGCUGGUCCAUUUCCAGCUCAAACAAGACACACUAAAAGGGCCCACGGAGAAAAAGGCCCCAGCCACCAGCCUGAGCAGCAAAGCCCUUCAGAAGAAGGUAGUGCCGAGAGCAGCCCAUAAGAAGACACAGAGAUGAAGAUGGCCCAAUCAGCCAAGAACUGGAGGAGUCCUAUGAAGUAGCUGAGAUCAAGAACUCCAACAAGUGAAUGUCCUAACAUGCAGCAUAACAAGCCCAAAUUGCCUAGUUUAUUAAAUGCAGAAAUAUUUAACUCCUGAGCAAAUAGUGAACUCAUUC
Caretta caretta (loggerhead turtle) is the source of this 1685-nucleotide messenger RNA. RefSeq names its product carboxypeptidase N subunit 1 (gene CPN1). Lineage: Eukaryota; Metazoa; Chordata; Testudines; Cheloniidae. Gene Ontology annotation, biological process: protein processing; peptide metabolic process. The record is from RefSeq and is a predicted model, not a curated record. Gene Ontology annotation, molecular function: zinc ion binding; metallocarboxypeptidase activity.